This is a messenger RNA of Thecamonas trahens ATCC 50062, 990 nucleotides long. RefSeq lists its product as uncharacterized. The transcript is spliced from 4 exons. The record is from RefSeq and is a predicted model, not a curated record. NCBI's taxonomy places the organism in Eukaryota, Apusomonadida, Apusomonadidae. The coding region runs from base 1 to 990 and encodes 329 amino acids. Gene Ontology annotation, cellular component: cytoplasm. Gene Ontology annotation, molecular function: GTPase activator activity. Gene Ontology annotation, biological process: signal transduction.
AUGGCAGCACCGUCCGACACGCCCACCCUGUUCACCUACUCGGGUACGCUGCGGGUUGUGGUCGUCUCCGGCACAGGCCUGCUGGCGCAGGACGCCAACGGCCUCUCCGACCCCUACGUCAAGGUCACCGCCCUCCCGCCGACGCCUGUGGCAUCCUCCGCCAAGGCCGCCAAGGCCAAGGCAGCGGAUGCCAUCUUCAAGACGCCCGUCAUCAAGAAGACCCUCGAGCCACGGUGGGACGCCGAGGGCUCCAUCGCGCUUGCACACGCCGGCAGAGUCCACUUUGAGGUCAAGGACGACGACAAGUUUGGCCACAACGAUCCCAUGGGCGAGGCCGUACUCCCGCUGCUGGCUCUUGCCCAUGGCCGCAAGGUGACCAAGGUCCUCCGCCUGGUCCCGGGCGCCGCCACCGACCUCCCGCCCCGCCUCGGCUCCAUCACCGUCUCCCUCCAGCUCGAGUCGGCCGCAGAUCUCACCCCUGUCUACGACCUUGAUCUCGUCGACGCCCUCGGCAACGACAUGGAGCUGGCUGUAGAGCAUGGCCUGCCGCUUCCCAUCGACGGCGCCGCCGCCACCGAGGGCAUCUUCCGCGUCCCGGGCAAUGCCGACCACAUCCUGCGCCUCAAGGAGGCCGCAAACUUUGGCAAGCUGCCAGAGAUCCUCACCGAGCCGGCCUCGGACGUCGCCUCGGUUGCUGGCGCCUUCAAGCUCUGGUUCCGCGAGCUCCUUGUCCCGCUCGUCCCCGCCUCCUACUACGACGCCGCCCUCGCUGCCACCGAUCCGCCCACCGCCCGCGCCCUUGUCGACUCGCUGCCCGAGGCCAACCAGAACAUCAUCGAGUUCCUCGCCCGCUUCCUCUACACCUUUACCUCGGAUCCCGCGAGCGUCGAGGCCACAAAGAUGGAUGCCAAGAAUAUGGCCAUGACUCGGCCACCAUCGGCAAGCUCACGCCUCGCCCCCCUCGCUGCCUUUGGCCCGCCCUCCCCCUGA